GUUCUCUCUGUCCAACAUACUUGUGCGCACUUUCACGAAGCUUCGGUCCUCUUGUCUACCUCAACAAACUGUAGGCUAUCUCAACCCUCUAAUAACUUGAUGGAAAAAUCGACAUAUCAGUGCAUACAGGAUACAACUGUCUUUGUUGUUAUCAAUGGGAGAUGAUGAAGACGUCUUGAUCAAUGCGCAAAUAGAUGAAGGUUCUAGGCACGAGAGGAAAUAUCACAAAAUAUGGGCAAACUCCAAUCAAAACAUGCCUGUAAACGCAGAGAAAAUCCUGAAGGUGGUAGUUUUGCUGCCAAUGUGCUCACCUGUCAUAGAGAGCUGGAACAUACGGGUCUCUACACCCACAAAAUCAGAUUCAAGCAGGAGUUGUGCAGAAGGGAAGUGAAGGAUGAGCAGUCCCUGAACCAUAAGUGCCCCCUACAGGUAGUACUGCCACCAGAGAAGGGAGGGGAGAAGGAGAGAGAGAGCUACAUCCACGUUCCAUUCAGACAGCCCAGGAAGAGGAACAGCCAUGUUGAUGACACAGAGUGUAACGUGGUGUUGGAAGAUGACACUCGACAGGAGUGGGUCUUCACACUAUAUCACUUUGACAACAGUGGUAAAGUCACCAAGGAGGAUAUGUCCAGUCUCAUGCAGUCCAUCUAUGAGGUGGUUGAAGCGUCGGCCAAGCAGCCGUCCUGUAACAGCACAGCUCUGAAGGUCAAACUGGUGGUGGCCCCCUCCAGCAGCUCCGGCCGGGGCUCCAGAACAGGGGACAGAAUGGAGGAAGUCCAGCAGGAGGAGGCAGGGAGCCCAGAGAGGACUUUUCACUGUGUGGAUGAAAACACAGAACGCAGGAACCACUACGUAGAACUAGCUGGGAUAGAGAACUAUUCCUCCAAGUUUGACGAUGCAGACGUCCCCUCUCAGGUGCCCAGACCGGACACCCGCUCAGAUCAGCAGCGCCGCUCAGUGGUGGUGGGGGAGAACUGCGGCCCUACAGAGUCCAAAGGCAGGGGCCUUUCCUUCCUCCGGUCUCUCAGGGGCCAAGCCAAAGCAGUGGGGGGAGACAGAGGAGGGGGAGGAGGAGGUGGGGAUAAAUCAAGCAAGCUCCAUUGCCACCACUCCUCCAUGUGGUGCCACCCCUCCCAGCCACACUCCCAGCCCCAACAUCCCUUACAGCACAGCCAGAGCAAGAGGCUUCGCUCCAGGGCCAAAGAGGCUGGGUCCCCCUCAAGAACCCUCCACCACCUACAGCAGUCUGGUUCUCAAGCUCAGCCAGGGGGAGAGAGGGUGACACUGCCCAGCCUGCCUGCCUCCUCUGGGGGCUUGAUCCCCCUGGUUCAGAGGCAUGAGCACCACCACCACCACGAGCACCAUCACCACCACCAUCACCACCACUACCACCCCACAGCAUGACUGCAGUCUGCACUCCACUCAGGGAUACAGAGACUGAGAGACACACCUCCCUGUGGUUUAGCCUAUAGCUAGGGCCCUGAGUGGUUCCUGGUCAGGUCAGGUGGGCCUAAAUAUAGUAUAGGGCUGUGGGACACCACCACUCUCCAUGCUAAGGAAUAAUAGCAACUCCGUACAAAAAUGAACUGAUGUGCCUUUUAUUGAUGACUGAGUUUCAUGUUCAAUGUGUCAUGUUCAAUGUGUCAUGUUGAAUAUGCUACUCACCCUUUGAAGCCCUCUAGACUGACAUUUCUUCUCAGGUUUCUAUAGAUUACCACUUUCAUUUAAUAUAAUGAUUUAAACAGUUACAUCUACGUAUUAGAGUAUAUGCAGUAUGUUUUAUAUUGUCUGUAUUUUUAUGUAUGAAAGCAUGAUAAACUUUGCUUGUGAUCAUUGUAGUUUGUCAAUUGAAAAUACUCACGGUCUAAUGAAGGCUGACGCUUUCUGAUUUGGGAAGAAGAAAAAUGUAAAACAUGAAUUUGUAAGAAAUAAUAAA
Molecule: messenger RNA, 1936 nt
Organism: Coregonus clupeaformis (lake whitefish)
Lineage: Eukaryota; Metazoa; Chordata; Actinopteri; Salmoniformes; Salmonidae
Product: protein naked cuticle homolog 2-like
Exons: 8
Coding region: 232-1404 (390 amino acids)
Biological process (GO): negative regulation of Wnt signaling pathway
Cellular component (GO): cytoplasm
Source: RefSeq, a predicted model, not a curated record